Messenger RNA from Morchella importuna, 2160 nucleotides. RefSeq lists its product as uncharacterized. The coding region runs from base 1 to 2160 and encodes 719 amino acids. The transcript is spliced from 2 exons. Lineage: Eukaryota; Fungi; Ascomycota; Pezizomycetes; Pezizales; Morchellaceae. The record is from RefSeq and is a predicted model, not a curated record.
AUGGAUAAGAAACAAGUGAACCCCGAUGGUCCCACAGAACUUGUCCUUGUUUCACAGUUCCAAGGUGCUCCCGUCUAUAGAGUAGUCGCAAAAACCAACUCUACCCCGGAGUCUGCGGCCCCCGUCCAAAGCAAUUCGCAGGGGAGUUCUCAACACAGGGAAUUGAGGAUGCAGGACCCAAUUGACGGCUCAGGUCGUUUCCCUCAUCCACCACGUGAAUCUGUCCCCGAAGGUCAAAUCGGAGCAGAUGCGGACCGUGGUCUUGAAAUGAUUCCGGUUCCCAUUCCAUCCUUCCCGAAUAUCACACAAGGGCAAGCUAUUCUUGGAUACACCAAUAGCCAAUGGGCUUAUCUAUAUAGUCGGGCCCAAGAGCUCGUAAGGCCGUUUGCCGAUAAAUAUGCCCAAACAAUCAACACGCCAAUCCAUCUGCGUGCUGAAAACAGUGCAGAAAUUCUGGGGCCGCUCGUGGAAGCGUUUCCUGGCUUGCAGCGGUGUGAAGACAACUGGGGCGCUAAGUGGGUUGUCAGAAAGGCAAGACACGCAGUCAGUGUCAAAGAUGCUUCUGAAAGACGAAAGUCGUCUCUCAAGCCUAGUAUCGAAACUAUGGCAUCAUCAUCGGCAAUCGCGGCUGAGGGCCAAAAAGUGGUGGAAAAAGAAAAAGAAGAUGAUGAUUCUGAGGGCGACGUUGAAGCCGCCAACGAGGAGCGUCGCGGUAAUGACAGCGUCGUCCACUCUCCAGGUGUCGGACAAGCUCCGGUCCCAGAUUGGCACAAGUACAUGACGCCAAAGUACACCCAAGGGCGCGGGCCCAGCCUAUACGGGCUCACAAAGCCAAUAAUCCCGUUCUUUGAGCCUACUGCUGGCCCACCAUCUAUGCGUCACUCCUCCUCCGACCUUGAUAGUAGCCGCUCCCUGGCUACUAAGAGACGUAGUAAACGUCUUCCACACCCUCCACCACCCGCUCAGGCCAGUCCCACGGGCGAGCCAGUGAUUGUCAACCCAGACCACCAAGUCACGAGCGGUCCCACAAAGCACUUGAGUGCAGUAAGCUCCGCACCAUCUCCGGUCAGGCGAACAAUUGGCUUUACCAUUCCUAAAGCCACCCGCCAAAUGUCAACCCCGGUUCUAUCUAUGUCCGCAGAUAGUCCUAAGCAAGAUGACUCAGACGAUUCAAUGCAGAUGGACGAGCAGGAAGAGCAACAGGAAACAAGCAGCAGAUACCAUAAGGCUGUCCCUGAAUCUCCACAAAGAGGUCAAGUAGACCAGGGGUCUGCCAAGCGCACAAUGGAUCAUCAAUAUACCGAUCAUCCUGCAACAGAAACCUUCGUCCUACCACCUAUUAGAGGGCUUCUCCCAGCCCCAAGCUUUGGAGUCGUCCAAGAAAGAGGCAGCCAAGCAGGAAUGUUGCCUUUCAGUAAUGGCAGCAGAGCCGGACCUGGAUUUGGCAAUAGCUUUCCAAGGUUCGACCAAUUAGCCGGCAGUUCAGGUGGUGACAGAGGUGGAAAGAUCAACAUCGUCAAUAGGGAUCCAGGGCCGAACAUGGGCCAUUUCAAUCGUGACCCUUACGGCAACUUUGGCAGGGGUAACACCCAUAAUGCAGCCCCGAAUUUCCAACAUGGAGGCCAGAAUGUGCAAAACGGAGGUCAAGGUGGUUUUAAUGGAGCCCCUGCUAGUCCUAAUGCGGGGCAUUACCACCAGGAGAGCUUCUAUCGAAACACUGGCAGCUAUGCUAACGGACUGCCCACCGAUCCAUACGGGUUUGUUAUGAAUCAGGGCCAGUAUUAUGGUGGUGCAGCUCCAGGCAGGCCUUCUCCUUAUGCACCCGCUCCUCCUCACGGACCAGGAAACAAUGUUCACGGCGCCGCUAAUCUGAGCAACGGCAUCAAUGCUACCCUCAACAUUCCACCGCAUCCUGGUUAUAGCCAUGGUGCCAGUAACAAUAAUCUCUACCACCCGCAGAGCUUUGGUUGGAAUGAACACAACGCCCAUGGACCUGCUCCCAGUGGCCCGAAUGCGAUUGGAAACGAAGGCACCAGAACUGCCAUGGACGGUGCUCUUCCCCAUCCCGGUGGAGGUACUCCGAGGGCUAGUCGUGGAAGGGGCAGCAGAUCUUCUAGACAGCUCCGUCAUGCUUCCACCUGGAGCGGCAAUCCUUACUAG